AUGCCUUCACAAUCCGGUUGGCGGCCCCUCGACAUUGCCAUCGUCGGUGGUGGCAUCGGCGGUUUAGCAGCUGCCAUUGCGCUAAGACGUGCCGGUCACAAGGUUACCAUGUAUGAACGGGCGGACUAUGCUGGCGAAGUGGGCGCUUCGAUCUCUUGCGCUGCGAAUGGAACCCGGUGGCUUCAUGAGUGGGAAGUCGAUGUCGCAAAGGGCGACCCCGUUAUCUUGCGAAAGCUAAUCAAUCGAGAUUGGAAGACUGGCGAGCCUGUUAGUGUCUAUGAUCUGGCUGACUAUGAAGAGAAAUGGGGACAUGUCUAUAACAUGUUCCACCGACAGUAUAUGCAUGCGAUGUUGAUGGACAGUGCAGUCGGAGAAGGCAAAGGCGUACCCGUCAAACUGGUUGUUAACCACAAGUGCAAGGACCUUGAUGUUGACUCCGGCAAAAUCUCAUUCGAAAACGGAACCACCGCGCAACACGACGUCGUGGUUGGUGCGGACGGAAUCGGAUCUGCAGUCCGGUCCCUCAUCGGAAUCCAUCCAGAGAAGAAAGCGGCUUCCUCAAGCUGUCUGCACGCCAACGUCGAUACAGCAACAGCUGUGAAGCUAGGCCUUGUCGAUUACUCACAGAAUAGCGCGAUCGAAUACUGGGGAGGACAUCAUAACGUCAAUAAGAUUGUCCUUUCUCCGUGCAACGGUGGUAGUCUGCUGUCCUACUACUGUUUCUUCCCCCGCGAGAAAGGAGACUAUGCUGCUCAAAAUUGGAACAGUGAAGCAACCGUGGAAGAGCUAUUGGCUCCAUAUCCCGAUUUGGACCCUCAGGUAUUCGGACAUCUAAAGAUCGGAAAGGAAAUUAGACCAUGGCGGUUGUGGGUGCAUGAGCCGUAUGCUUGGUGGCAAAAAGGUGUGGCGUGCAUCAUGGGCGAUGCUGCACAUCCGAUGAUGCCUGACCAAAGCCAAGGCGCUUGUAUGGCGAUCGAAGAUGCUGCUUGUCUUGGUCUCGUUUUCAGCGAGAAGCACUUCAACGGGGAUAUCCGGGAAGCUCUUGAGGUUUACGAAGCAGUCCGCAAACCAAGAGCUACAAAAGUGCAAGCUGCUUCUGCUAGAGCGAGGGAAAAUAUUCAUGAGCGUAUUGGCUUUUCCGAUAACACGAACAACCCACUGUAUAAAGUUAAGGAUGAGAAGAAUAAGCUCACCAUCGAGGAGAUGAAUACUUACGAUAUGCAUAAACAUGUUGAAGAGGUAUUCGCCCAACGUAGGGGUGGAAGCAAUAAACUGUAG
Molecule: messenger RNA, 1278 nt
Organism: Coccidioides posadasii C735 delta SOWgp
Lineage: Eukaryota; Fungi; Ascomycota; Eurotiomycetes; Onygenales; Onygenaceae
Molecular function (GO): FAD binding; monooxygenase activity
Source: RefSeq, a predicted model, not a curated record